Messenger RNA from Procambarus clarkii (red swamp crayfish), 2905 nucleotides. RefSeq lists its product as uncharacterized. NCBI's taxonomy places the organism in Eukaryota, Metazoa, Arthropoda, Malacostraca, Decapoda, Cambaridae. The record is from RefSeq and is a predicted model, not a curated record. Gene Ontology annotation, molecular function: DNA-binding transcription factor activity.
AUAACGUCAUCUCAAAUGGCUCAGAAAUAUUAACGAAUGACGUCACGAGUGUAAACAAAUAAUCAUGGCUAAAAUAUCGUUCGACGUAAAGAUCUCUGAAGCAUUUGGGUAUUUUAAUAGCUAUGAGAAAGCCUUACAAGAAAUUAAUGCAUUCCAGAGAAACACGGGAACUUUCUUCUGCCAGGCCUGGAGCCAUAUCAAGGAAUCUAAUCACUCAGAUGUGAAACCUGGUGCACACAAGAUCUUUUGGAAUGAUGGUGAAAAUAGCAGAAUAAAAAAAUGCCACUUAGAAUUUGAUGGUCUACCAUACAUUGUUCUUGGAAGCCGUAUAUAUGAUUGCCAGUAUGGUGUUGAUCGCAACUUGAACCAUAAGCGAAGAUACAAGGAGUCUCAAAUGAAAGGUGAGAAUUUAUUCAAGAAACGCUACCAUCGAGUCCCAGGCACCAAGAAACAAGAUUGUCCUGCACAAAUCUAUCUGCGAGAGAUAAUCAAAUUUCCAAAUUUCAGAAUAACAUCAAAUACAGAAUACUACAGAAAAAAGGCAUCCUCUCAAGUUCAAAAUGCCAUAAAAGAAAAAAAUGCAUGUGGAGAAAGAAGAACAUAUGUACACUUUCCCUAUAUGAUUGACCAUAAAAAUCAUUCUGUGGCAGAGAUUCAAGGUUUAAAGUAUCCCAUUGAUUCAAGAGUCAAAAGAAAAAUAGAAGACUUAGUUGCUGAAGGGGUAACAGACAGCAAAGCUCUUAAAACAUCUCUGAGGCAGUUUGUACAAACAGAGAUAUUUGCUGGGCAGGAUUCACCAUCAAAAAGCAAUAGACAUUUCUUUCCCAAAAAGUCAGAAAUAGAAAACUGUGUAAAUUUAUCCACAAUUAAACUAAGAAUAUCUGAGUCUGAUCAAGAAGAUGUUGAAAUCAAAAUUAGAGAAUGGCAGCAGUGUCAACCAGAGGACAAAUUCUACUUCAGGCCUUAUGCAGAUGUGACAGAUGAAACUUCUUUUCAUCCACCUGAUUAUUUUCAGCAGUUGUUGGUUGUUUACCAGACAAAGUGGCAAUGCCAGUUAUUAGAUUGGUAUGGCCAGGAACUCUGUAUAUUGGAUGGCACUUAUAAGAAUCUGGAUAAUUCUCUUCUCCUGUUUUUUUUGGCUGUUAAGACUGAUGUUGAUUAUCAAGUUGUGGGGUCUUUUAUAGUGCAGAGUGAAACAGAGGCAGCUGUUAAAGAGGCCCUUAAUAUUUUUAAGGAAUGGAAUCCUCAGUGGAAGCCUUCAGUCUUCAUGUCUGAUUUCUCGAGAGUGGAAAUGGCUGCUAUUGAACAGACAUUUCCUGAUGUACAGGUUCUCAUUUGUGAUUUUCAGCGUGAACAGUCUUGGGAAAGAUGGGCUCUAAAUGCUGAUAAUGGCAUUUAUUCCAUAAAAGAUGAGGUUCUUUCACAUUUAAGGACAAUUUCUCAUUCCAGUUCAAUACAAGAGUUUAAUGAAGCAGAGCAGCACUUAUUCAGUAGUGACUUUUGGAUUAAGAACCCAAAAUUACAGAAGUGGUUUGGGAAAAUCUGGCUGCCUGAACAUCAGAGAUGGGUAUGGGCUUACCGAAAAGAUCAUCUUCUAAAUACGAACACAUAUAGUGGAAUUGAACAGCUUAAUGAAACUUUCAAAUGCUACUACAUAAAGUGUAACAACCAGAAUGCCCUAAGUGGCCUGCUUUCAAUUCUCGUGGAAUAUUUCUUGCCAGAUCUCUACACCAAGUGCCUACAGGAGACCACUGCAGAAGAAAUAGAGACCAAUAUUCCAGAGGAGUCACCAGUAUAUGAGGAACCCAAAGAAAACCUUGCCUUAAAAUGCCGUGAAGUGAUUGACCACAUCUGUAAUUACACUUACCUCUUGGAAGAUCCACUUAUACUGCGAGAACUCUAUGAAUCUCUCUUAAUUGCAUAUGACACUGUUUUAGAUUAUGCAGAGGGAAAGAGGGGCUCUGCCUUAGAGCAAAAAGAUACUAAGUUUCAGUCAAGCAACAUCACAAGGUUAACCAAAAAAUCUACUCUCAAAUUAACAAGGGAGAAUAGGGAACAAAUUUUGAGAGUUCAAGUACAAGAAAAGUCUUGUGUAAUUCCUGAAACUUAUGAAGUAUUAGAAUCAGUUGAAGAUAAUAAGUUUGGUGAUCUUGUGGUUGGGUCAUCAUGGACUCAUCCUCAAAGUGAAGUUAUUGAUUCAUGUGUUACCUAUGACACAGUUCUGGAGAGUACUAGCUGUAUUAAUGGAAUUGAGUCAGAACAAAGUGAAGAAACAUUGCAAGUGAAGCCAUUGCAGAUCACGAAAAAGAUUUAUUUGAUCCAGCCUAAGGAAAAAGUAAAAAACAAUGUAAAAGUUUGUGUAGGAGAAAAGUCGUGUAUAAUGCCUGGAAUUUUUCAGCUGUUAGUGCCAGUUGAACAGAAUAUUAAAGAUGAUAAUACUGAAAUGGUGGAGGAAAAGCCAACUAUAAUGCCAGAAACUUAUCAAGUGCUGGUACCUGUUGAAGAUAAUAAUAAGAUUGAUGAUUUAAUGGUUGGACCAGAAUGGACUCACUCACAGAGUGGUGAUGUAGCAUCAUAUGUAACUGUUUCAGAUACCGGCCAAAAAAAAAGAAAACAAAUAAGAAAAGGUACAUCACUUCUAGGCAAAAAAAUGGACGAAACUGUUAGCAAAGCAUACAGGUCUGGCAAAAGCCCUCCAAAAGCACAAGCAGUUGCAAGAUCAGACAUUACUUUAUGAAAAGAAGCAGAAAAAUGUUAUGAAAGAACUACUAGUAUUGGUAAGUUGGUAUGAAAUGAGAAUUAUUAUAUAUUUCAGUUAUAAGUAAGAAUGAAUUUGUUGAAUUGUUAAUUCUAUAAUGUAUCAUCCUCAUGUAGCAAGUACAAGAAUACCAGUUAAUAUAUGACA